AAAAUAAACUAUAGGCUCUAUCCUUUCACGCCUCUUUCACAUCCUCUCGCCCAGCGCAACCUACUUCUCAGCGCCGCCCCGGUUUCCCUCACUUCCAACGCCGCCUCUGGCUUCCCUCACUUUCAACGCCGCCUCUGCUCCACGACUGCCGGAGAAACCAACUCUCCUACAUGUAAUUUUUUCUAUCGCAAUUAUUAAAAUAGUGCUUGUGGAAAAAAAGAAGAAGAGGUGAGGUAUCUUCUCUGAAUUAGCUGAUACGGGUUUGUAGACUUACAGAUUACUUCCGAAAGAUGGAAAAGUACAUCAGAAUGACUUAUCUCUUCAUGAAGAAAGUGAAACUUAUCGCUAUUGCACUCUACUGCACUUAUAUGACAACUUGCAUCCUCUACUACCUAACCACUACGCCCCCGGAAGAGGAGAAAGGUUACACAUGGAUUGAGAGCUUGAAACUAAGUGAUUACAUAUGGAUGUCUAGCACCACAUCGAUUUAUUUUUCCAUUGUCACCAUGGCAACUGUAGCAGCAAUUUUGAAAGGAUCAAAGACAUUCAGAUAUUGGGACAAGAUGUGUGAUCUUACCAAAUCUAUGACUGUAUACAUACUUGGAAGGAUAUUACGUAAUCAAAUAAAAGGGCACUCGCGAUUGCAAUAUGGAAGUAGCUAUACUGAUGCCAUUGUUCUACAAAUGUAUCAAACUUUGUAUCAGUCAUGUGUGGAAAAUAUCCCAUUUUUCAAAGGUUGCUCCCAAGAAUUCAUCAAUGAAAUUGUAACUCGGGUCCAUGAGGAUUUCUUUCUUCCAGGAGAAGUCAUAAUGGAAGAAGGGAACGUUGUGGAUCAGCUCUAUUUUGUCUGUCAAGGUGUCUUGGAGGAGGUUGGAACAGGGGCUGAUGGAUUAGAAGAGAGUGUCUCUCUCCUAGAGCAUAAUAGCUCGUUUGGAGAUAUUCCCAUUCUUGACCAAUUUCCUGAGCCUUAUACUGUACGCGUACGUGAACAAUGUCGACUCUUGCGUGUUGAUAGACAGACUUUGUCCAAUAUCCUCGAGAUAUAUUUGCAUGAUAGCCGGAAAGUCAUGACCAACGUGUUUGACUUAUGUCAGCGAAAAGAAUCUAAUCUUCGUCUGAAACAAUCGAAGUUGGAUAUUAUGGUCCAAGUUUCUAAACAACGGGCUGCCCUUAUUUUGAGAGUGCAUAAUGCAGUCUUUGACGGUGACCUGUAUCAGCUUAAAAGCAUAAUCCGUUCUGGAGCUGAUCCGAACAUGAAAUUUUAUACUGGAGAGACAGCCCUGCAUCUUGCUGCAUCAAGAGGACACGAAAAAAUCACUCUGUUCUUGAUACAAGAAAGUGUAGACAUCAAUGCAAAAGAUAACUUUGGCAACACCCCCUUGUUCGAAGCCAUUAAGAAUGGACACGACAAGGUUGCUUCACUACUAUCUAAAAGCGGGGCUAAACUGAAAAUUGACAAUGCUGGUAGCUACUUGUGCUUAGUGGUUUUAAAAAGAGAUUCGGAUCUCCUGAGAAGGUUGUUGAUCCAUGGCUUGGAUCCCAACUUGAAAAACUAUGAUCAUCGAAGCCCCCUUCACAUAGCUGCCUCUCAAGGAUUGUAUCUAAUGGGAAAGAUGCUUGUCUUGGCAGGAGCCAAUGUCUUAACAAAAGACAAAUGCGGAAAGAGUCCUAUAGAUGAAGCGAGAAUCUGUGGGAACAAAAACAUGAUCCGAUAUCUGGAAGAACAGGCAAAGAUGGGUCGUGAGGAAACGCAUGCAAAGAAGGUGUGCGAUGUGCUUCCAUUUCGUCCAUGGGAUCCUCUAGAAGGACGAUAUUUGGAAGAAGAGGCAAUGAUGGGUCGUGAGGAAACGCAUGAAAAGAAGGUGUGCAGUGUGCUUCCAUGUCGUCCAUGGGAUCCUAUAGAAGGAAGAAAAAGGGGAAUUAGGAUGUGGGUUCCUCACACCAUGGAAGAGCUAACAGAAGAUGCAUCCUACAAGCUGAGGAUGCUUGAAGCAAAAUGCAUGAUAUUAAGUGAGGAAGGAUGUCAAGUUACCGAUGUAGAUACUAUUGUGGACAGGCAGAGGCUGUAUCUCGUCUACGAAACUAAAUGAAUCAUGUGUAACAUAAUGAUUUAAUAGACCUGGAAUUUGAAUUGUAUGGAGGUUUUACAUCCUUUUGCUCAGUGUAUUUUUGGAGAUCAUGCUACUUUUGUCCAUCACCAAUAAGAAAUUCAUCUGUCUGAAAA
Messenger RNA from Salvia splendens (bonfire salvia), 2224 nucleotides. Its product is annotated as potassium channel SKOR-like. The coding region runs from base 291 to 2090 and encodes 599 amino acids. NCBI's taxonomy places the organism in Eukaryota, Viridiplantae, Streptophyta, Magnoliopsida, Lamiales, Lamiaceae. The record is from RefSeq and is a predicted model, not a curated record. Gene Ontology annotation, biological process: potassium ion transport. Gene Ontology annotation, molecular function: voltage-gated potassium channel activity; protein binding. The transcript is spliced from 10 exons.